Messenger RNA from Nicotiana attenuata, 630 nucleotides. RefSeq lists its product as uncharacterized. The record is from RefSeq and is a predicted model, not a curated record. The transcript has 3 exons. Bases 178 to 630 code for a protein of 150 amino acids. Lineage: Eukaryota; Viridiplantae; Streptophyta; Magnoliopsida; Solanales; Solanaceae.
GCUGAUUAUAUUGACCCAGCCACGUACCAGCGAGGUCGUGGUAUCCCACGAGGUGGUGGUGCCCGACGACCUGCUGGUGCCCGACGAGCUGCUGGUGCCCGAUGACCUCGUGCUACCCGAGGAGGUGGUGUUCAGCAGGGGGGCCAUGAUGCUCCUGAUGAUGAUGUUGCUGCUGAUAUGGCAGGUGGCAUGCAUGAGACUGACAUGCCGUCUUACAGCCUGGGAAUUUUUGACACUCCAGUGCCAUCACAGAUGACCCCAUCGGGUCAACUAUUGAUCACGAGCUCGGAUUUUCAAGGAGCGGAUUGGGGUAGAUAUUUUCCUGGCCCGUCUACCACUGAUGAGGGUCGACCGACCCGAGAUUUAUUUAGUGGGCGCCGACUGAGUUAUGGCAGCUCUUCACAUGCGCAGGCUUCAUGUGAUGCUGCGACAGAUGGCUACAUUCAGGAUCCAGACACGAUUAUGCAUUCUACUGGACCUGACAGCACCAUCGAUACAUGUCAUCCUGCGCCGCAUCCGGCUAUAAGGAGAAAACUUGAAGAUGAUGUUCCUGAUAGCGUACCCGGGCGGGAGGGAAUAUGCCUCAGGCCGACGGCUACAUUGAGACACACCGGAUGCGGGACACAUUGA